AUGGUGGACAACGAUUCCGAGGCGUCUGUGUUGCGCCAUCAACGUUUUCAACAAGCCGAUCGAAUAGCUCCGAAAUUGGUCGACCGGACAGAAAAGCUGCAACAGAAAUAUCAAGGACAAAAUGGUGCCGGAAACGUCAUGAAAAAAGAUCCUGCUGGAGGUUUCGAUGACACACCUAUCCCUCAAGCUCCUCCCGGAUAUACGAUCAAGAUCACAUUCCAUCGGGCAGAGAAUCUUCCAUUCGCUGAUAUAGGAACUCUGUCGUCGGAUCCCUACAUUCUUGCCGUUCUCCGCACGGAUUUGCCUAAGAGGCAUAAACAAGAUCCCGAUCUGAGACUCAGGGUACCAACCAUACAUCGAAACACCAACCCGGAAUGGAAUGUCGAAUGGAUAGUCGCGAACGUGCCCCAAUCUGGCUUCUUCCUCAAGUGUCGAUUGUACGAUGAAGAUCCCCGCGACCACGACGAUCGACUGGGAAAUGCCCACAUCAUUGUUGACAAUAUUGAUGACCAUUGGGCCGGAUUUUCGCAUCACAAGUUCGAACUGAAAAAACGAAUGGCAAGCAAAAGGGCAUACACUCUUCGCGGUUGUGCCGUUCUGCUUUCAUCACGUGUCAAAAUGGGCGGUGGUCUGAUUGUCAGUGUUGAGAAUCUGGGUCGGACCCCAGGAGAAGACGGUGGACGCAUAUAUACUGUCGGCCCAUUACCUUGGAGUCGGCACUACUCUCCAUUGAUCGGUCGACUUGCUGGGACCAAGGAUACCGAGCAGGGUAAAGACGGAAAGGAGAUCCGGAGAUAUAAUUUUCAGGCAGUUCAAAUGCAGCUUCGGGGCCCGGUUCCAGCCGAUCUCUAUCAUCGAUAUGUCGAGUUCAAACCGUUCGUCGCGGGCAUGUUCACCUCUCACACUCUCCGUGGUCGCCUCCUGAAUCGAGCUCUGCACCAUCAACAUGCUCGAAUUUACAACUACGAUCGAGCAACCAAAUAUGGAGUCUUCCAGGAACCAAGCAUCGAAAUGACCAAACAGUUUCUCGACUUUGUACAUUACGACGAAGGGGGUCGAAUCUUUACUUAUGUCCUGACCCUCGACGCUCAACUACGAUUUACCGAAACUGGAAAAGAGUUCGGUAUUGACUUGCUCAGCAAACAUACCAUGCAUAGCGACGUCAGCAUUUAUAUUGCGUUCAGUGGAGAGUUUUUCAUUCGACGAAUCAAACAUGGCCAUCUUCAUAAGAAGGAGAGCAGCGUCGAUCCUACUAAGGACACGCAUCCCACGGCACCUGGACCGAGCGAGAGGGAGGGACAUGACAACACUGCCAACGAUAAGGACGAAGGCCCACAAUCAGUCCCAAUCACCGGGUUUGGACCCAGCAAAGGCCCCUCCCACUACGAAUUGAUCAUCGACAAUGACAGCGGCACUUACCGACCCAACGCGAAGAAACUACCCGUGCUUCGUGAAUAUUUGUCCGAAAAUCUGCCCGGCUUGAAGAUCGUGACAUUGGAUUGCCAGGAGGACGAGGAGAAGAUGCAGAAGUUGAAAUCAGAGCAACGCGAAAGGAAGAAAAAAUCGGGGAAACAAAUCAUGUAUCUCCAAAACAGCAGCAUGAGCAGCAUCAGCUCAAGCGAUGAAGAGAACUUGGAAGCGAGAGCUACCGGUGGAGAGCUAAAAGAGCAUAGAUAUAAGCGUGAGAUGCAUAAAUUCAUGGGUGGAGGGAGAGAUGAACAUCAUUAUCCCGAUGUGGAAAGACCGAAUUGA
Messenger RNA from Rhinocladiella mackenziei CBS 650.93, 1752 nucleotides. RefSeq lists its product as uncharacterized. Lineage: Eukaryota; Fungi; Ascomycota; Eurotiomycetes; Chaetothyriales; Herpotrichiellaceae. The coding region runs from base 1 to 1752 and encodes 583 amino acids. The transcript is spliced from 2 exons. Gene Ontology annotation, biological process: positive regulation of gene expression. The record is from RefSeq and is a predicted model, not a curated record.